GUGCCCCCAACCCUGCAGCAGACCACCACCAACCCACUCCUCCACCGGAGACUCCUGGACACUCACAGACAAGGCGACAUGGCCUCAGAGGCCCACAUGCCAGGCCCAGAGUGCCUCAUUGAGAACACUAAUGGGCAACUGCUGGUUAAUCCAGAAGCUCUGAAGAUCCUGUCUGCCAUCAGGCAGCCUGUUGUGGUGGUGGCUAUCGUGGGCCCCUACCGCACAGGCAAGUCCUACCUGAUGAACAAGCUGGCCGGGAAGAACAAGGGCUUCUCUCUGGGCUCCACAGUGCAGUCUCACACGAAGGGCAUCUGGAUGUGGUGUGUGCCUCAUCCUAAGAAGCCAGACCGUACUCUAGUUCUGCUUGAUACUGAGGGCCUGGGGGAUGUGGAGAAGGGUGACAACCAGAAUGACUCCUGGAUCUUCGCCCUAGCAAUACUCUUGAGCAGCACUUUCGUGUACAAUAGUAUGGGAACUAUCAACCAGCAGGCCAUGGACCAACUGCACUAUGUGACAGAGCUGACAGAUAGGAUCAGGGUAAGAUCCUCACCUGAUGUGGAUGAGGUUGAGGCUGAGGAUUCAGCUGACUUUGUGAGCUUCUUUCCAGACUUCGUAUGGACACUGAGGGAUUUCUCCUUAGACUUGAAAGCAGAUGGAGAGUCCAUCACAGCAGAUGAGUACCUGGAGAAUUCCCUCAAGCUUAAGAAAGGUACCAGCCCGAAAGAUAAAACUUUUAAUCUGCCUCGACUCUGUAUCCGAAAGUUCUUCCCAAAGAAGAAAUGCUUCAUCUUUGAUCGGCCCACUGAUAGGAAGAAAUUGGGCCAGCUUGAGGAACUGUGUGACGAUGAGCUGGAUUCCGAAUUUGUGCAACAAGCUGCAGCCUUCUGUUCCUACAUCUUUAGCAAUUCCAAAACUAAAACUCUCUCAGGAGGCAUCAAGGUGGUGGCACCAACACUUCUGUUGGGGACCCUGGUGCAGACCUAUGUCAAUGCCAUCAGCAAUGGGAAUCUGCCCUGCAUGGAGAAUGCAGUCCUGGCCUUGGCUGAGAUAGAGAACUCGGCCGCAGUACAAAAGGCCAUUGCCCACUAUGACCAGCAGAUGAGCCAGAAGCUCCAGCUGCCCACAGAAACCCUCAAGGAACUGCUGGACCUGCACAGGGCCAGUGAGAAAGAGGCCACUGAAGUCUUCAUGAAGAGUUCCUUCAAAGACAUAGACCAAUUAUUUCAAAAAGAAUUAGUGGCCCAGCUAGAUAAAAAGCGAGAUGACUUUUGUAACCAGAAUCUUAAAGCAUCAGAAGAUCAUUGCUCUGCUUUACUGAAGGAUAUUUUCAGUCCUCUAGAAGAAGAUGUGAAACAGGGGAUUUAUUUGAAACCAGGGGGCUAUCGCCUCUUCAUUGAGAAGAUGCAAGAGCUGAAGAAGAAGUAUGUUCAGGAGCCCAGAAAGGGCAUACAGGCUGAGGAGAUUCUUCAGGAAUACUUGAAGUCCAAGGAGUCUGUGACUGAUGUAAUUCUACAGACAGACCAGACGCUCUCAGAGAAGGAAAAGUCGAUUGAAGUGGAACGUGUGAAAGCUGAAUCUGCACGGGCUGCAGCAAAAAUGCUGGAGGAAAUGCAAAUAAAGAACCAGCAGAUGAUGGAAGAGAAAGAAAAGAGCCAUCAGGAACAUGUGAAACAACUGACUGAGAAGAUGGAGAGGGAGAGGGCCCAGUUACUGGAAGAGCAGGAGAGAACUCUUGCUCUCAAACUGCAGGAACAGUCCCGACUACUACAGGAAGGAUUCCAAGAAGAGACCAGACGACUUUAUAAUGAAAUACAGAAUCUCCAGAAGAAGAUGAAUAAACCAAAGAAGGGGUGUUUCCUAGGCUAA
This is a messenger RNA of Budorcas taxicolor (takin), 1866 nucleotides long. RefSeq names its product guanylate-binding protein 1-like. Lineage: Eukaryota; Metazoa; Chordata; Mammalia; Artiodactyla; Bovidae. The transcript has 11 exons. The record is from RefSeq and is a predicted model, not a curated record. Gene Ontology annotation, molecular function: GTP binding; GTPase activity. The coding region runs from base 79 to 1866 and encodes 595 amino acids.